This is a messenger RNA of Paramormyrops kingsleyae, 2460 nucleotides long. RefSeq names its product HtrA serine peptidase 4 (gene htra4). Gene Ontology annotation, cellular component: extracellular region. Lineage: Eukaryota; Metazoa; Chordata; Actinopteri; Osteoglossiformes; Mormyridae. Gene Ontology annotation, biological process: positive regulation of apoptotic process; programmed cell death; proteolysis. The record is from RefSeq and is a predicted model, not a curated record. Gene Ontology annotation, molecular function: serine-type endopeptidase activity; protein binding.
UCAACGCGGGGAAUUAAAUAAAGCAUUCCUGAGAAAAUCUCCUAGAGACAUAACAACUCAGAGGCUUUGGGACGAGAUUAGAAUAACUCAGCAACAAUAAAGUAACAGCAUUCAAUUUGACAUUUUGAGUAAAUUGUUAAUACUUAAUUAACGGCUGUUUACUUUUUGGUUUUCUACGCGCUGGUUUUUCCCUUGUCACAUUACGUGAGCCAGACUUAUGUUACUAGUGAGUUAUAUAAAAUGUAUUUUUAAAUCCAGUUUGCUAUGAUGAUCCUCGUUAACAAAGAAUAAUUGCGCAAAACUGAUAUUUAGUGACAUUCUCUCGAUAGUGUGGAAAUGCUGAAGUUUGCGGCUUGUAUUCUCUUCCUCUCCGUGGUUGACUCGAGGUUAAUCCGAAAAAGGCAAACGCACUGCCCGGAGGUCUGCGACUCCUCUACCUGUCCUCCCAGCCCGGAGUCGUGCUAUUACGGCGUCGCGAAGGACCACUGCGGCUGCUGCCAGGUCUGCGCGUCCGGGGAGGGCGACGUUUGCGGCGAUCGCGGAGCCGGGAUGUGCGGCGACGGCAUGGUCUGCCGGUACCCUAAGAGCAGCAGGCGAAAGCACCGGGGAUCCUGCGUGUGCAGGUCCGAGGAACCCGUGUGCGGGAGCGACUGGAGGACGUACCCCAGUGUCUGCCGCCUGAGAGCCGAAAACAGGAGGGCUGACCUGAAGGGGACCCCCCGGGUGAUCCUGAUCCAGCGGGGGAGCUGCGACUCCGGACCACACAAUCCAGAAAGUAUGCGCUAUAAGUUCAACUUCAUCGCAGACGUGGUGGACAAGAUCGCUCCAGCGGUGGUCCAUUUGGAGCUGUUCCUCAGGAUGCCAUUCUCCAAGCAGGAGAUCCCAGUAUCCAGCGGCUCUGGGUUCAUUGUGUCCGAAGACGGCUGGAUCGUCACCAAUGCCCACGUCCUCUCCAAUAAACAGCGCAUCAAAGUGGGACUGAAAAGCGGCGCUCAGUAUGAUGCCAGUGUCAAGGACGUGGACCAGAAGUUAGACAUAGCGCUCAUUAAAAUCGAGUCAGACAAUUCCUUGCCCGUGCUGCUCUUGGGCCGCUCGUCGGAUCUGCGGCCCGGAGAAUUCGUGGUUGCAGUGGGCAGCCCCUUCUCCCUGCAGAACACCGUCACGACGGGAAUCAUCAGCACCACGCAACGGGGAGGACAUGAGCUGGGCCUCAAGGAUUCUGACAUGGAAUACAUCCAGACUGAUGCCAUCAUUAACUAUGGAAACUCAGGAGGUCCACUGGUUAACUUGGAUGGUGAAGUCAUCGGCAUUAACACACUGAAGGUCACGGCAGGAAUAUCAUUCGCGAUUCCUUCGGACAGAAUACGGCAGUUCCUCGCAGAAUCAUACGACCGGCAAAUGAAAGGAAAAACACUCCCAAAGAAGAAGUACAUGGGAGUGAGAAUGCUUCAGCUCUCAGCUGGUCUGAUCAGAGAUCUGAAGGACCGUGACAGGGACUUUCCGGAUGUCAGCUCAGGUGUGUACGUCUAUGAAGUGAUCCCUGGAACAGCUGCAGCCAGCUCCGGCAUCAAGGACCGGGACGUGAUCGUCAGCAUCAACAGUGAGCCCAUCCACACCACAGAGGAUGUCAGUCAGGCCGUCCAGUCCAGCGAAACGCUUUCUGUGGUGGUACGUCGGCUGGACAAGGAAGUGACACUCACGGUGAUCCCUGAGGAAAUAGACUAGAAAUGACUCUAACCAGGUAUCCAAUAGAAGGUACCACCAAACUCUAUCAUACCCGCCACACCAUAACAACAAAACCCUUAUAGCACCAUUCAUAGUGGGAGGCAAAACCAAUCCUUAAUCCAUAAUGCUCAUUAUGAGAUAUAAAGGUUUUUCUAAGCAUAUGCAUUCUCAAGAAGUUCUACUUUGGUCUCUUUUGACCGGAACUUUAUUCAAAAUAUAAUUUCUAUGUACCUAAAUGCCUUUUUGUCCUGAUACACACACACAAAACAGAAGCACAAAAACUUUAAAUAACCAAAUGGUGGUGCCCAAAAACAAAUUUUAAAAAAUAUAUAAUUUAAAUAUUCUCACUGAAUAAGAAAAAAGCACUUGGUUGUAAAGGAGAAUAUGAGUAGCUGAGAUAUAAAAAAUGGAUCACAGACCUUUAAGAGAUCUUAUGUUCUGUCAUUAAACAAAUACACCAUGUUGAGGCUGGGCAAAUUCUACACCUCCCAUAUCAUCAAAUAAGUAAAGAUAAUUUAAAACACAUGGGGUUUUGCCUCUAGGACCCUCACACAACUGUGUAACAUUUCCAGCAAAUCUAAUGUUUUUAAAACACAAAAGUUCUAAAAGGAAGGUAGGACACAAGGAUCUAAUCUCAGAACCCCCAGGAGUAACCCUUUAAUAUAAUAAUCACAAAGCCCACACAGUGAACAUUGAACUUUUUACAUAUAUUUGUUUAUUCACACCAAGUGUCAC